GUGGCAAGACUCUACGGCGAACAGCACUAUUGGUUGAUUUUGGGUAAUAACUAUAGUGAGAGCAUAAGCAUGUUGAACGAUACCGAGUACGGUAUAUCAACUGAUCUGGUAGUAGCUGUUGCUGAAGGCGCGAAUUUUUCUUUGUACGACGCUUUCAAUCUCUGUAAAUAUCGAGGUGGAAAACUUAACAUAACGCAACUUGGGACUUGGAAUAACGUAACUGGAUUUAACAUAACUCUAACCCAGUCUAAAUUCAGGAGGAGGGCCAAUUUUCAUGGGAUGAAUUUACGUAUGGCAGGGCUUGUGACAAGUAGACCGAAAGAUGUACCGUUAGAAAAAUAUCUUCAGGAUUAUAGUACAAAGCAGAAUGACAGUAUGCCAAAAUUUACAUACGCAGUAUGGUUACAUCUAUCUGAUUAUUAUAAUUUUACUAUCCAAGCCAAGGAACUGACGGUUUGGAAAGCUACGAACAGAAAUGGACCUAUGAUUAAGAUGCUUCUGGAAAGAACAGCAGAAUUGGGUGGAAGUACUGGUAUACUAACUCCCGAGAGAUUGUCGAUGAUCGCACCUAUUCCAGCAUGGCCACUUCGAACGUGUUUCAUGUUUCGUACAACUCAGGCCAAGCACAUCAAAGUCAAUCAUUUUCUGAGACCUUUAGCUAGUGCCACUUGGUAUUUGAUAGUAGUGCUCAUCGCAACGGCGGUUCUCGUGUUCGCCUGGGUGCUGGUAGCCGAGCACAUUAGUGACAAAUUCGAAAGGUACUCAGCUGCAUUUCUGUUCACCAUUGGAAGUGUAUGUCAACAAGGCUCAGAUCUUCAAAUCACUCAUAUUUCCUGCCGUAUCGCUUUCCUUCAAACUAUGCUGUUCAGUCUGCUCAUAUACAACUAUUACUCAGCCAGUGUAGUGUCAGCACGUCUAAGCGAACCCUUAGAGAAGAUCAACGACUCUUUGAACGAAUUGGCGAAAACCAGUCUGAAGUUCGGGGCUGAGCCGAGUCUCUAUUUCAACUUUUUCAUAAAGAGGUCCGACUGGGAGGCACAGCAGUUCUACUAUAAGCGAUGGAUCAAAGUACCCGAGAACGAACAAUUCAUGUCACCCGCGAUAGGCAUAAGGCGCAUUCUCCAAGGUGACUUUGCCUACCACACAGACGUCAACGUCGCCUACCCGAUGAUCGAGAAACUUUUCGACAAUCAGCAGAUCUGCCAGUUGACAUCGGUAUACCUGAUUCGACCAACCGAUUCGUCGAUAUUCGUGGCAUCCAACAGUUCCUUCGUGGAAUUGAUCAAAGUCGGAGUUGCCAAAAUCCGAGAAACCGGUCUUCGAGCCAGAUUGGUGAAGCGGUGGGCCGCAAAAACACCGGAAUGUCGAACCGAUAUCCUGGUAAUAGAUCCCAUUAAUAUAUACGAGGCAGCUCCGGCUUUCUUGCUGCUGGUUUUCGGCAUGGUCUUGGGCAUAACGAUCUGCAGCAUCGAGAGGAUACUCUUCUGCAAGAAGCAUCACGAUCACGGGAUCAAGAGAAAACUGAGAAACUUAUUCACCAAGCUUAAAUUCAAAAGGAAGAUAAAGUCCCAUAAAGUUUUUGCACUUUCAAUUAGACGACGCUCGCGCAAUGUCCCCUUACAGUCGCUAAAUCAGGGAGUAUACACGCAUGCAGCCAGCCACUCCGGGACUGGUAUAUGAAAUUAUUAAUGCGUCGCGCAGGGCUGCAAGAAAAUCACGCCAUCGAAAACAACGACUCCGCUAAAUUUCACGAGAGCUAGAGAGGUAGAGCUUACGCAGCCCGUAUUUCGAGCUUUCGCGUAAUGAGGCAAGGAAUUUAUCGCUCCCCGAGUCAAGUAUCUGUCUUUGUUAUACUCUAUACCUCCAGCUCCGAGGAAUAUAGACUCCAACAUCUGCGCGCCACACUCCUUCUGUAUAUAUCGACAUAAUCAGAUGAGGAGCUUUAUGGCGUCGCGAGACAAAGUUAUGCCGUCGUUACUCGUUUUAAUAAAAAGUUUCCGAAAAUUUUCCAUCCCGCACGCAUACCGCUGACAACUGCGAGGAACAACAAUAGGGCUCUCGUUGCCGAGACAAGCUCACUCGAGAACGCGUAUAGUAUACAGAGGAGAGGGACAAGGGAACGUUUACUCGGAUAAGAAGAAAUCGAGCAUCGACUCACCGAUCGAUAAGUUGGCGAACUACAGACGAGAGCUCGGAGUCUUCUUCCUGCCGGCGCGCGAUAACUUCAACGCGUCUCUCCUCCACUAAGGCUGGCAGUGCAGCGCACUUUGCGAGAAAGAUUUUCCAUUUUCCUCGGAUAUCUGCGUCCGUUUUCUCUGACGUACCUCUGAAAUCGGAAUUGUCUAUCUCUACCCUCUCACCGUGAGUGGCAAUAAAUAUUUGAAUUCCACCGUUGAGGUGUCCCUCGGACUGUUGACCAUCGUCUCCUCGUCGCUCUCCGUUAGCCCCGCUAUAGAUCCGACACAGCGGAUGUUUGUUACGGGUCUCGGCUUCGCUAACGGCGGUUCGCUCCUCUCCGCUUGCGAAAGAUAACGAGGAAGUCUCUCCCUGCGCAGCGAAAUGCGCAUCGCCGAAAACAGAGAGCGAAGCUCCGUGGCACGUAGCUCGUGUUAAAUCACGAAUAUUUGCAUAUCUAGCGGAGGCCAGGGAUCUGCCGAGCCGUUGUACAGCGUUUAAAUGCGCGAGUGUACUCUAUCUCUCUCGCGGAGGCUGAGACGAGAUAAGCGAGAAACGGAGUGUAUGUACAGAGGAAGCAAAAAGAUAACGAGUGCGAUGCGCCGGGAUAUUUUAUCAAUGCGGUAUCAAUGUUUGCGAAGCGGUGUUGCUCGUUAAACGCGAGCGUCUUACUCUCGAAUCGUUGUUGAUCUGAAGCGGUAGGUAUAUAUACCUGGUAUAACGAACCGACGAAGGGCGUAUAGGUAUAUUCAAAUGUAGGGCUCGGGUGAUUGACGACGUGCUCGAAAUUAAUAAGUCCCCAGUCGCAGCGGGGACGAUGCUAAAUAUCGAUCGUUUGUGUUCUCUGCCUCAUUAAGGAAGGGAGACGUGAGGUAUUGAUGAAGCAAAUAAGGGCACUGUGUGCGAGAGAGAUGCCGGGCAGCGCUUCGGAAUGGCAUUUUAUUUAUUUUGGAAGCCGCAAUCAGGAGUUAAAUAUUGAUGAUGAAGUUCGAAGGAGAAUCCGCUUGAAUUUCCUUUUGGAAGCUUUUGAAGGGCUCUUCGCCAAAUAACUUAUUCAUCAUUCAGAGGUUCCCCCCUUUCAAUCUCAUUUCGAGCUCGGCAAAGCUAACGCUUUUUCACGGUAUUUAGUGCCUUUAUCAUUUGAAAUAGAAUUUCAGAGAAAUUCGUAGACCAUUAACCGCACAAAUAUAGCCUCUGACACGAACAAAAGUCCUAAUAUAGGCGCACUUGGAAACUGGCGCCAUACACCAUCCCAUCAAACUUCUGCAGGUAAAUGCUCGACGACUCGCCCCUUCAACAUCCCAAAUAUGUCCUCUCGGACUCCACCAUAUAGGAGCUUCCAUUUAAAACGGCCUAUCGAGUUUCCGCGCUGAAAAGUGCGCGGCACUGCAGUCGCGUUAUUAUUGCUGCCAUUCGUUCCAGACGACCAAAAUUUCAAGAGCCUCUUCUGAAAAUUAUUGCGCGAGAUAUAUUUUCAAAGCGCUUCAAACUUUCGUCGUAUUUCGAUGAUUUCGCUCGUACAGCCUCACGUCGUGUUAUAAUUGCGUCGUUAUUAACAAUAUAAACUAUUCGAACACACGAAGCAUCGAAAACAAAAUGUCGAGCAGAGAAGUAUAGAAGCUUGCCUAGAUCACUGCGCGCGAUCAACGGACUCUCCCCUUGAUUAUCCCCGACUUCGAAUGUUUACGCGUUCAGUCGUACGUGUCCCGAAGCUCGCACGUACAGAGAGUCUCCGUCUCUCGAGUAAGAUAACUGCACAGCAGCGGCAGCGAGCCGAGAAGGCUCGAUUUAUACCGGGCAAUCGAUUCUCCGGAAAUCGUCGUAUAAGGAUUAGGCGCAACGCAAGAGAGAGAGAGAGAGAGAGAGAGAGAGAGCUGCUGUAGCAGCCCUUUAUGCAUAACGCGGCUCGUUUGCUGCUGCCUCUGCUGCUCUCGCUCUAUAUACCCUAUA
Messenger RNA from Nasonia vitripennis (jewel wasp), 4125 nucleotides. RefSeq names its product ionotropic receptor 75a-like. The coding region runs from base 70 to 1680 and encodes 536 amino acids. Lineage: Eukaryota; Metazoa; Arthropoda; Insecta; Hymenoptera; Pteromalidae. Gene Ontology annotation, molecular function: ligand-gated monoatomic ion channel activity. Gene Ontology annotation, cellular component: membrane. The record is from RefSeq and is a predicted model, not a curated record. The transcript is spliced from 7 exons.